Messenger RNA from Solea senegalensis (Senegalese sole), 1835 nucleotides. RefSeq names its product ankyrin repeat and MYND domain containing 2a (gene ankmy2a). Gene Ontology annotation, molecular function: protein binding. The record is from RefSeq and is a predicted model, not a curated record. NCBI's taxonomy places the organism in Eukaryota, Metazoa, Chordata, Actinopteri, Pleuronectiformes, Soleidae. The transcript has 10 exons. Bases 120 to 1403 code for a protein of 427 amino acids.
GACCUGGGCUAGCUUAAUCCAUGUCGACCCUCCACAGCCUGUCAGAGUCAGGGAAAACACAUUAACUACGCGUGUCACUCGCGCCUAUAUACUUGAAUUUUAAACGGACAAUCACCAACAUGUCUUCUACUAAGAAAGGAGACUUGUCCACGAGCGAGAAGGAACUGUUUGAGGUUAUUUCUGCAGGAAAUGUUCAAGAGGCGUCAAGGCUGCUGGGCUGUAAAGAUGUUCGCGUCAACUGUCUGGACGAGUAUGGGAUGACACCUCUCAUGCAUGCCGCCUACAAAGGAAAAGCCGACAUGUGCAAGCUGCUGCUGCAACACGGGGCAGAUGUGAACUGCAACGAGCACGAGCACAGAUACACGGCGCUGAUGUUCGCCGGCCUGUCAGGAAAGACGGACAUCACAUGGAUGAUGUUGGACGCCGGAGCGGAAACGGAUGUGGUCAACUCAGUCGGAAGAACGGCCGCACAAAUGGCUGCCUUUGUCGGACAACACGACUGCGUCACCGUGAUAAACAACUUCUUCUCCCGUGCCAGACUCGACUACUAUACCAGACCUCAGGGUUUGGAGAAGGAGCCCAAGCUGCCACCCAAACUGGCCGGUCCACUCCACAAGGUCAUCAUGAGCACCAACCUGAACCCGGUCAAGAUGGUGAUGCUGGUGAAGGAGAACCCUCUGCUGGCAGAGGCAGACGCUCUGGACAAAUGUCGCCGCGUGAUGGAGCUCAUCUGUGAGAAGUGCAUCAAGCAGCAGGACAUGAACGAGGUGUUGGCCAUGAAGAUGCACUAUGUCAGCUGCGUGCUGGCCAAGUGUGCGUCUGUCCUCAAGGAGCGUGAGGGCAAACUGGACGGACUCGUCAAGAGUUUACUAAAGGGACGGGAAAACGAUGGCUUUCCCGUAUAUCAGGAGAAAUUUAUCAGAGAAUGCAUUCGCAAGUUUCCAUACUGCGACGCCACGCUGCUGCAGCAGCUGGUGCGGAGCAUCGCGCCAGUGGAGAUGGGCAACGACCCCACAGCUCUGUCGGUGCUGACUCAGGCCAUCACGGGUCAGGUUGGCUUCAUGGACGCAGAGUUCUGUACGUCCUGUGGAGAGAAAGGAGCCGAGAAGAAAUGCUCCAUGUGUAAAAUGGUGAUUUACUGUGGUCAGGCGUGUCAGAAGAUGCACUGGUUCACCCACAAGAAGGUUUGUAAGAAGCUUCAAGAGCACAGAGAGAAGCAGGAGGCAGAGAUGGCCAAACUGAGGAUGCAGCAGAAAAAAGAGGAGAGUAAAGCCAUGCAGGAUGCCACAGAAUCCACGCAAGAGGCCACAGACUCCAUGCAGGAGCUCACGGUGGACAACAACAGUGAUGUGGCUCCUUCAGAAACCUCAGAACCCCCCGACGUCCCUGCUGCUGACAACUAAGGACCACAUGAGCAGCCUCCUUCUCCACACUCCAUCCAUCUAUCCAUUCAUCCUUCACAGGCAGAGACAGUGAGCACCAGACAAGGACUGGUGGUCCAACAAGAACUAUUAUGGGGGCGGGACACUGAAGCAUCACAGGACACAGCGGCCGACCCUCAUCCAUGUUUCCACAUUAAACGGUCAGGUGUGAAUGUAAAAAAAAUGUUUGUGGUGGAUGUAAUGGUCGAGGAAUUAUGGCAGCAGGAAGUGACUGUGCAGCCAAUCAGAGCUGUUUGUUUGCGGUGUACUUGAUUUAUCAUCAGGAGGUUUGUGUGUGUUUUUGUAUUUGAUAAUCAGUUGUGGUAGAUUGUGAGUGGAUAGCAUGGCUGCAUAUUAUUGACCAAAAUGUAUAUUUUAAUAGUAUUUUGAAAUUUCAAGAUAAUAUUAAAGGGA